CGGAUGCUCGCCGCGUUCCUGGCGGCUGCGGCGUCCGCGUGCAGCCGGCGGGCGCCUGCUGCCUCCCUUGCUGGGGCCGGCGCCCCUCUGGGCAGCGCGGCGCCUGGGCCCGCGGUGCAGACCGUCAACGUGCACCUGACCCCUUGCGGGGCCGGCGGCUCGCCGGCCGGCGCGGCCCCUGGCGCGGGCCCUGCGACCCGGGACGUGGGUACGCAGACGGAGCACGUGGGGCCGGCGCCCCGCCCGACUCCGGCCGCCCCGCUCCGUGCGCCCCGGGCGGCGCGCGCCGAGGCCUGGGCCUACGCGGUCUGGGCGAGCCCGGCCGCCCCGGACCUCGUGGGGGUCCACUGCGGCGCUCGGCGGGCUUGGGACGCCAUCGCCGGGCGGAUCGGCGGGUACCGCUCCUUCCGCGGCGACCGCCUGCGCCGCUUCACCUCGGAGGACGAGGCGAUUGCUGGCUACCUCGCCGAGGAGGAGAACGCGUUCGACACGGGCGAGGAGGAGGACGAGGACCCCAGCGCCUGGUUUGGGCAUGCCACGCCCCAGAACGUGGCAGCCGCGGCGUUGCUGCCUGCCCCUGCUGCUGGAGGGAUCGCUGGGGAGUUCGGGUUCCUCACGCUGAAGGACGGCGUCGACUCGGACUACGAGGUCACGGUGGCAGCGCUGCGAGUGCGAGCCGACGCCCUCUCGACCGUGGCGGUGGUGCCCUCGGGCCGGCUCGACACUGCCUACGAAGCGAUGCAUCUGCCGGCCUGGGAUCGCGUCGGGUCGCCUUUGGACGGCCAGCUGCUGUCGGCCGAGAUCAUGGAGGCCCCGAGCGCCUUGGUGAGGCGCUUCUCCCCCGCGCCCCCUGCCGAGGGCGAG
Prorocentrum cordatum is the source of this 864-nucleotide messenger RNA. The record is from the annotation of a GenBank genome assembly. NCBI's taxonomy places the organism in Eukaryota, Dinophyceae, Prorocentrales, Prorocentraceae.